Carassius carassius (crucian carp) is the source of this 1146-nucleotide messenger RNA. Its product is annotated as interferon a3-like. Lineage: Eukaryota; Metazoa; Chordata; Actinopteri; Cypriniformes; Cyprinidae. The record is from RefSeq and is a predicted model, not a curated record. Gene Ontology annotation, cellular component: extracellular region. The transcript has 5 exons. Bases 356 to 904 code for a protein of 182 amino acids. Gene Ontology annotation, biological process: defense response; response to exogenous dsRNA. Gene Ontology annotation, molecular function: cytokine receptor binding.
UAAUAGCAUUCAUUUGUGUUUUAGACGAAAGUUUGUGUGCUGGAGUCAAGUGAGCUAAAGACGAUUAACGAUUAAAUAUAAAUAUCUAUAGGCUACUUUUCACUUCUUUUGUAAGUACAAAAUCUAUUGAUUUUAAAAGUGUUUUUGUUAUUCAUAGCAGACCAGAUGAGAUAUGUUGUAUAGUAGUCUAUGGACAUUAACUACAGCUAGAAAGUGAAAGUAAGCCGGAUAGUACAGACCUGCACACUGCGUUUUCCCUUUCCAUAUACUCCCGAAUAAAAUCCAGCAAACUCCACCAUGUCCCUGCAUCAUUCCCUCGAGCGACACAGUAGAAAGCUAUUGCACGUAUACAAAGAUGAAACAAACUCAAAUGUGGACAUAUAUUUGUGUGAUAUUUGUAACUCUGAGUCAAUGCUCCGCUUGCAGAUGGCUCGGCAGAUACAGGAUGGUGAACGCCGAUUCUCUGACACUGCUUGAGAAAAUGGGUGGACAUCCUGGGGCUGUUAAGGUGCGGGUUCCAGGACACCUGUACAACUUGAUAGGAGAUGCUAAGGUGGAGGACCAGGUGAGGUUUCUUGUCUUGACCUUAGAUCAGAUCAUCAACCUCAUGGAUGCUAAAGAACACAUGAAUCCAGAGCAAUGGAAACUAGUGGAAUAUUUCCUAAAAGACCUGCACAGGCAGUCAUCUGAGCUCAAAGAAUGUGUGGCCCAAUACCAAAAGCCGUCACAUAUGGAGUCAUAUGAGAAAAAGAUAAUAAGGCACUUCAGGAUUUUAAAGAAGAGUUUAAAGAAAGAAAAAUAUAGUUCUCACGCAUGGGAGCAGAUCCGGAGAGCUGUGACAACCCACCUUCAGAGGAUGGAGAUCAUCGCAAACAACGCAAACAAGUCCCUGGCAAGAGUUUAACAGAUAACCAAUGACAGAAAAAGACCUAAUGACAGAAAAAAAAUUAUGACUAGUGGCACAUUCCAUAGAAUAAAAAAAUGCUGCAAACAAUGCCUUACAAACAAAAACUCAAGAAAAAGAAAAACAAUGUUACAAAUGUAUUUGUGUAUUCAGAUGUCUGUAUGUAAUUGCAAUGAAUGAAACCUAGAAUGUAAAUUAGAGUAGCUUAUUUUGACUAAUGGGCAGUGCUUUAAUACAGUGUU